AGAUGGCGGAGAGAAACUUGCUCUGGUCGUGGAAAACGGAGCCCGAUGCCGUGUUUGAGAAUCUCCAAUGGACGAGGAUGAAGGUCCAACUUAACGAUUCUGAUCGAGCAGAGGCCAUAGCUGCCAUCGAAGAUGUCCUCAAAAAAUUGCAGGAAGAUGAUAAGCGACAAGUACUCUUCUCAAUCGCCUACGCCGUCCAACAGGAACUCUUUAAAUCUAAGGAGAUAGACGUGGAGAUAAUAAAAAAACUUGCAGCGUUGUACCCACGGUGCGUGGAGGAUGAUGACGACGACCACCACCACGAUGACAACUGGCUGACGUCGGCGGCGGGUGAUUUUAAACUGUCAGCGGAUGCGGAUGCGGAGGAGGAGGAUGAGGAUGACGAGGAGGAUGAUGAGGCUGCGGAUGAGGACUGGGAAGAGUAUGUGGAUGAGGAUGAGGCCGUGGCGGAUGGCGGGGAUGAUGAUCUUAAAAAGAGAGAAGCAGCCAUGAAGAAGUUUGAAGAAGCAGGCAUCAAGGAAUUGAAGCGACAGUGCAAUAGUAUGGGAUGCAGUCUGAAACAAGGCCAAGAGCAGGAAAUCCUAACUUUUAUGAUUUCAUUCUUUACCAUACAAAGAUUCAGAGUUGAUCACGAAUAUCGGAUGAAAAGGUGCAUUGAAUUUUUCAUGUCACGUGUCAAAGGUUAUAUUUCUAGGUCUUGCACCCUCGACGACUUGGAAACUGUGAAAAAAGCCGUUGAAAGUGUGAAGAAGGAGAGGGAGGCUGAUGCUGAUCAAGUUCAUCAACUGUUGGAAAAGAAUACUGUACCGACUAAUGAAGAAGGGAUUGUUACCCCUGUGAACCAGUUAAAACAAGAGAAAAGAUAAUGUGGUAUUGAAUGCGAGAUUGUGACCCCCUUAAACCUGCCAGAACAAGAAGAAAUCUGCCUCACACCGCCGGAAUGUGAAGAUAUGAAAAAUGAAGAAUGCGGGAUUGCGACUCCUAUGAACCAGCCAGAACAAGAAGAAAAUAUGGUCGAUGUUAAUUUCUGCCUCACACCACUAUGGGAAGAUACGAAAACUGAAGAAUGUGCGACUAGGGACAGGGCUAAGAGAAAGCUCGCUCAGCUUUAACAAGGGAGUAACGUUUUGGUUAAUGCUUUCACAACCCGUAGGAAAUGCUGGUCACUUGCUUUCAAUCCGCAUUCAAUGAUACAAUAUCUUCAACCUGUGCUGCUGUCUACUAACUGCUAUGCUUCCAAAUAAUAUGUAUAUCACACUUUGAGACACUUAUUUUCUCCAUAUCCAUGUUAUGCACUUGUCUGUAGUUGGCUUCCUGAGACUGGCUUCAUGAUGUUGAACUCAAGCACCCAAGGAGACCAGCAGCUGACAAGUCGACUCUAACUAGCUCAGAAGUUGGAAAUUGGUGGGAGUCUUUGAGCAUUUUGCUUAAUGGGCUGGUUGGGUUUCAAGUUUCAACCCGAAAAAGUCCAAGGCUUGAAGUUACCCUCACCCUUGUGUUCAUGAAGAUGAAUACAUGAUGGCCUGGGAAAUUGGUAAGGCAUGAUUAAACAUUCUGCACAAAUGACUGGUUGGUUUUCUGAAUAUCUUACUCAGGUUAUGGAAAUUUGAUAUUCAACCUAAACUAUGUUGAAUAGUAUAUGUUUAGGUGUGGAUUCUUGGUACCGGGGCCAUCAACAAUGACAGAAAAUGUUGAUGGCUAGCCAUGCUUGACUCACAAAAAACUUAGUGUCUCUCUGAGUUGUCUUUAUCAAACACAGUUGAAUGGUAUUUUCAG
Molecule: messenger RNA, 1776 nt
Organism: Rosa chinensis
Lineage: Eukaryota; Viridiplantae; Streptophyta; Magnoliopsida; Rosales; Rosaceae
Product: protein SDA1 homolog
Exons: 6
Coding region: 3-866 (287 amino acids)
Source: RefSeq, a predicted model, not a curated record